Molecule: messenger RNA, 1785 nt
Organism: Lentinula edodes (shiitake mushroom)
Lineage: Eukaryota; Fungi; Basidiomycota; Agaricomycetes; Agaricales; Omphalotaceae
Exons: 5
Coding region: 1-1785 (594 amino acids)
Biological process (GO): protein phosphorylation
Molecular function (GO): protein kinase activity; ATP binding
Source: RefSeq, a predicted model, not a curated record
AUGGCCUCGCCAGACUUACCCGAUACUCCCCGGAUCGUCUUUCAGUCAUUAGCAGAACACAAAAUAGAUUACGAGAGGAGUGCGAUGGUAACGAACUUACCUAUCAGUAUUCCGGAAAUAACCUUCGAUCUCUUCAAACAAGCAGUUCUUCCGGUCGUCGAGGAUUCUUCCGUGGAAAAAGCACACCAAAAACUUCGAGAACGGGGCAUUUUGAUCGAUGAAGGCUGGAAAGACAUAAAUUUCGGUGUGGGUGAGCAGGGGCAGGAGCAAGAGACGAAGGCGAACGUCGAGGAGGAGGAGUUGAAAGUAAACGUGGAGAUAGAGGUGGAGGAAAUUGAGGUAGAGAAAAAGGAUAAGAAGGAGCCACUUUUCUAUGCGCCUCUGUUUGAGGGCCUGAACAGUAUCAUGGGGGCUGAUUCUGCCGUCAAAUUUCCAGACAAACAUCUGCUUUCCGAAGACUAUCAUUCACACUAUAAAGCGGACAACAACGGUCUUCUCACCGAAACCACAGCAGUUCCUCCUAUUGCUGAAGGAGAAGAAUACGAGUGCGAUGUCUUGAUGACGGGGGAACUGAAGAAGAAGUCCACGCCGGACACUGUCGAUGAUAAUAACAAGAAAGUUUUAUCUAAUGCGACGCAUAUCAUGAGUGCUGAUCCCAAACGUCGAUUCGUGCUUGGCUUAACAAUCGAUAAAUUUAAUAUUCGACUAUGGUUCUUCUCCCGGUCGCAUGACGCCAAAAACUUAAACUACUUUGCUUUGUCCCUCAGCGGAGCCUGUCAGGAGGAGCUAGGAUACGACCCUACAGUUAGGAGAUCACAGGGAACGAACGGAACUGAUCCACGCUAUAUUUUCACCAUCGACGGCAAGCAAUACAUUACCACGGAAGCUAUCACCGUUCGAAAAGCGAAAUUUCUACUCGGGUGCGCCACGCGUGUAUUCAAAGUUCAGCAGGUUCUCAAUAACGAAGGAGAGCUUGAUAGCGAGGUCAAGGUGAUCAAAGACUAUUGGCUACCUGAGGACUCUUGCACGGAACUAGAAACUCGUUCAGCUAUCGAAGCUAAUAUCCAGAAGGUUAACGCCGUCCCAAACCUAGACCGGAGCGCGUUCAAUAGAUACUUUGUCAAGAUUGAAGCCUGCGAGAAAGUUCCGGUACCUUCUACAACUGAGAAGGGACAGACACCUGACUCUACCUCGAAUUUUCUUCGGGUCCACACUCUUCCUUCCGACGUCAAGCGUUUCACAGUUUCAACACAAUCCUCUACUUACCAACGAGUAAUGAGUGCGAGCAUUCCAGCCUCAAUCAUGAUGGAAUCUGGACCAGAACGUGAACGACGUCAGGAUACCGUCCUCCGUGAAGCCACGGCUGUCCAUCCUGCGAGACUCGAUCGUAGGACCUACGCACCCAAAGUCCAUUAUAGACAACUAUUGGAGUUUGCGGGAGAACCGCUAAAUCAGAUUAUGAACUGGGAUAUUGUUUUGAAGGCAUUAGAAUCGCUAAUUAUCGCUCUCUCGUAUAUGCAUUCUGCUGGCUUUGUUCAUCGCGACAUUAGCGCUGCGAAUGUCUUGGUGAAAGAUGGGAACGCCAAACUUAUUGACUUGGAAUACUCAAAGCGUGUUCAGCCAGCAUUUCAACCUCACUCUGGAUCAUCAGAUGUCAAAACGGGCACACUGUUCUUCAUGCCUGUCGAAGUUAUGAUAGGCGAAUACCUUUUUGAACCUCAAACACACAUACUCAAUUUUGAGCCCGUGCCCACCCUUUCCAUUUCGGUAUCACUAUAUGCAUGA